AAUAAAGAAAUAUGACGUCAUUCAUAACAUUGUACAGCUGGAUUGAGAGGACAGAUCAGUGGGGCUAAAAGAAGGCUUAUGUGAGAUUUUCGCACCGAUUAUAUGACGGAAAUCGGCCACAGGCUGCUAUCCAGGAAGAGAAGAAUUGUCCUGAUUUCCUGCUUUUCUGUGCUGGCUCGUUUACUGCGUCCUACUCGUCGCAAUUCUGGCCUCAUCAUCGGACUCGGAUAGCGGUGGGUUGUCUCCGCCACCGGCAAAGAAACAACGCGUAGCUGCUGCCAGUGCAAUGCAAGCCAAUGAUGUUGACUCGUCGACGAGUACCGCGGCCGUGGCACACAAUGGAACUGGAGACACCAUCCCCCAUAGUAGCAACGGGACUGGGCCCGGCGGAGCCGCUGGAGCGACAAACCAUGCCAAUGGUUCUUCCUCCCCAGUAUUUGAUGAGGAAGACGGCUUUAAAGCCAGUGCCACUGAGCUCUCUCCCUGUGACAGGGACAUAGUUCGACUGAUUGGCCAGCACCUUAUGGGACUUGGCUACACGAAGACUGUUGAUCUUUUGAUGAGGGAAUCAGGCUGUAGGCUGGAGCAUGAUUCAGCGGCCAAAUUCAGGUCACACAUCAUGACUGGGGAAUUCAGCAAGGCUGAUGAGGAUCUUGAUGAGUUGAAGUCACUAAUGGAAUGCCCACAGGGUGCUAAGAAGAUGAGGUUCCUGAUCUUAGAGCAGAAGUUUCUGGAACUUCUUGAGGAUGGGUCCAUCAUCGAAGCAUUAGACUGCCUCCGGAAGGAACUCACCCCACUCAAAUAUAAUACAGAUCGGGUCCAUGUACUUAGCGGGUUCUUAAUGUGCUCCAAUAAAGAUGAGCUGAGAGAUAAAGCUAGCUGGGCUGGUAAAGGACCAGAAUCCAGAGGUAAACUUAUGGAGCAGCUUCAAUCUUUCUUGCCGGCAUCAGUGAUGCUACCUCCCCGUCGCCUCUACACUUUACUUGGUCAAGCCGUUGACCUCCAGAAGACAAGGUGUCCUUUCCACAACACCAGGCUAGGGGAAGAAUCCCUCCAGAAUAUGUCCUUACUGUUUGAUCAUGUGUGUAAUAGGAAUCAGUUUCCCUCCAAGACUCAUCAGGUACUACAUGAUCACUGUGAUGAGGUCUGGUACUGUAAGUUCUCACCGGACGGCACCAAACUAGCGACAGGGUCUAAGGAUAUGACAGUCAUUGUAUGGGAUGUUAUCAAGGAAACGUUAGAAAUCAAGAGGAAAAAGACAUUUGAGGGGCAUGCGUUUGGUGUGUCUUUCUUAGCUUGGAGUCCAGACAGUCGUUACCUCAUUGUUUGUGGACCUGAAGAUUCAUCGGAACUAUGGGUCUGGAAUGCAGAGACGGGGGAAGUAAAAACAAAGAUGAGUCAGUCACCAGAAGACUGCCUGACAAGUGCCUCAUGGAACUCUGACUGUAGGAGGUUUGUGACAGGAGGGACGAGAGGGCAGUUCUACCAGUGUGAUCUGGAUGGCAAUGUUCUAGAUACCUGGGAAGGUGUUCGGGUACAGUGUUUAUGUAUGAAGAAGGAUGGUAAGACGGUGCUAGCAGCCGACACACAUCAUCGCAUCAGGGCGUAUAACUUUGAUGAUCUCACAGACCAACAUGUACUUCAAGAAGAUCACUCUAUCAUGUCCUUCACUAUCAGUUCUAACGAGCGACAGGCCCUGCUCAGUGUGGCUUACCAGGGAGUUCAUUUAUGGGAUAUCAAGGACAAGCUGCUCAUCCGCAAGUUUCAGGGUGUCACCCAUGGCUUCUACACAAUACACUCGUGCUUCGGGGGCGUGGAUGAGAAGUUUGUAGCAAGUGGUAGUGAAGAUAAUAAUGUAUAUGUAUGGCACACUAAGAAGGAGUUACCAAUAGCAGUAUUGCAGGGCCACACCAGGACAGUAAACUGUGUUGCCUGGAAUCCUAUUCUUCCUAACAUGCUUGUCUCCGUCUCAGAUGAUACCACUAUCAGGGUCUGGGGUCCUGAUGAGUCAUCAGAUACCGAUGGCAGCACAGAAGUUUGACAGGAACCUGAAACUGAAAUGAACUAUAAAGACUAUUACAUCCAUAAUGGACAUUCUCUAGGCUGGACUACUUGAUAUUACCAAGUAGAAUAAAAACUACCUGAUUCCAAUGCAUCGAGAUUGUACUGGAGGGCAAUAUCAUAGCAGAAUGGAGAACUCUUCAUGUUGGACACUUUUGAGGAUCUGGGGGAAGGUAAUAUGAGAGUGCUGAGGCAGCAGACUUGUGGAUAAGCAGUUUGAACAUGUCCAGGAGGGAUUGGAAUAAAUGUGUCAAUUCUGGCAUUGUGAUGAUACUGUUUGAACAUUCUCUUUCUGGAAGAGCUUUGUAGCCUCAUUCACUGUGGCAGGACGAAAACAAAUUUGGAAAAUCUCAGUUUCCUUGGCAGUAGUGUGCUUCUAGUUUGAAGUGUUAAAGGAGAGUGCACAUACCAGGAAGUCAUUUACGUGUUCCUCGCUAACCGUAUGCAGCACCAUGUCCUGUUUCCAUCUCUCGGUCUCGUAAAUUGGCCAUCAUUUUUUUUAUAGUUUUAAUCUUUUUUUAUUAUUACUUGUUCUCUGAUAUUUUAUUACUGUGUUAUUUUCCUUUCUCUUUGUACAUUUUAAAAAUUUAGCUAGGAUUCCUGAUUGUGCCAUUUUCAACUCUCCUUUUUUCUCUCUCUCCAACACUCUUACAUUCUCCUCCUAAUCCCCUUUUGUCCUUCUCUUUUAUUUACUUUGGCCCUCUUGGUCUGUCUGUCUCUGUUGCUAUAUGUCUUCUCUCUUUCUUCCUGACUAUGUUGUGUUUAGAUGUUGCAUCUGUAACAGAUU
Molecule: messenger RNA, 2848 nt
Organism: Lytechinus variegatus (green sea urchin)
Lineage: Eukaryota; Metazoa; Echinodermata; Echinoidea; Temnopleuroida; Toxopneustidae
Gene: wdr26
Product: WD repeat-containing protein 26-like
Exons: 13
Coding region: 287-2041 (584 amino acids)
Biological process (GO): proteasome-mediated ubiquitin-dependent protein catabolic process
Cellular component (GO): GID complex
Molecular function (GO): protein binding
Source: RefSeq, a predicted model, not a curated record